Molecule: messenger RNA, 1146 nt
Organism: Kluyveromyces marxianus DMKU3-1042
Lineage: Eukaryota; Fungi; Ascomycota; Saccharomycetes; Saccharomycetales; Saccharomycetaceae
Gene: SCS7
Product: fatty acid alpha-hydroxylase
Exons: 1
Coding region: 1-1146 (381 amino acids)
Biological process (GO): fatty acid metabolic process; lipid biosynthetic process
Cellular component (GO): membrane; endoplasmic reticulum
Molecular function (GO): iron ion binding; heme binding; fatty acid 2-hydroxylase activity
Source: RefSeq, a predicted model, not a curated record
AUGUCAUCAUCUAAAGUGUUACCGCUUUAUUCCAAGAGCGAUUUGGCUAGCCAUGCCAAGAAGGAUGAUUGCUGGGUUUCUUUAUACCAGAGAAAGAUCUAUAACGUGACUGCGUUUUUGGACGAGCACCCAGGUGGUCCUGAGUAUCUCUUGGAGCACGCUGGUAAGGAUAUCACCGAAGUGAUGAAGGACAGUGCUAUCCAUGAACACAGCGAGUCUGCUUACGAGAUCAUGGACGAAUCUUACUUGGUUGGAUAUUUGGCUACCGAGGAAGAAGAAAAGAAACUUUUGACCAACAAAGAUCAUGUUGUCGAAGUGAAUUUGAAGGGCGAUGCUGAGUUCGACUCUACCACUUUUGUGAAGGAACUGCCAACCGAAGAUAAGCUAAGUGUCGCCACCGAUCCUACCAGUGAUUAUAAGAGACACAAGUUUUUGGACUUGAACAAGCCAUUGUUAUGGCAGGUCAUGUUCGGCAACUUGACGAAAGACUUCUACUUGGAUCAAGUUCAUAGACCAAGACAUUAUGGUAAGGGAUCUGCUCCAUUGUUCGGGAACUUUUUGGAACCAAUUUCAAAGACUGCAUGGUGGGUUGUGCCAACGGUUUGGCUCCCUGUGGUGAUUUACCACAUCCACAAGGCAUUAGUCAACAUGAACCAACCUUUCGCCGUGUUUUUGUUUGGUCUAGGUGUGUUUGUGUGGACUCUAAUUGAAUACUGUUUGCAUAGAUUCUUGUUCCAUUUGGAUGCACGUCUUCCAGAUAACAAUGCCGCUCUAACGCUGCAUUUCUUAUUGCAUGGUGUCCACCACUAUUUGCCAAUGGACAAGUACAGAUUGGUUAUGCCUCCAACACUAUUUGUUGUUUUGUGUACUCCCUUCUACAAAUUGGUGUUUGCGCUCUUGCCAUACUACUGGGCUUGUGCUGGUUUCGCCGGUGGUUUAUUCGGCUACGUGUGUUACGACAUGACCCAUUACUUCUUGCAUCACGCAAAACUACCACCUUACAUGCGUAAGUUGAAGAAAUACCAUUUGGAACAUCACUACAAGAACUACGAAUUAGGCUUCGGUGUCACUUCUUGGUACUGGGAUAAGGUUUUCGGAACUUACCUAGGUCCAACUGCCCCACUAUCUAAGAUGAAGUACGAAUGA